AUAGCAGGUCUGUCCUGCAGCUGCACGCUCUCCCACCGCAGGAAUAGACACAGACUGCUAAGCAGAGGAGCCCACGCAGUGUGCUCCUGGCCCUCGGUGGGUGGGACGUGGCCAGAGGGCAGCAAGAUGGAGUCAGACGGAGAAAUGAUCCACCUUCAACGAGACCACUCCAGCCCCAGAGGGAACCAGCCCAUCAACCUGAACCAUUAUGCCACCAAGAAGAGUGUGGCCGAGAGUAUGCUGGAUGUGGCACUCUUUAUGUCCAACGCCACGCGGCUGAAAGCGGUGCUGGAGCAGGGGCCGUUCUCUCAGUACUACACAGUCCUCAUCACCCUCAUCAGCAUCUCUCUGCUCCUGCAAGUGAUCAUUGGAAUCCUCCUGGUGGUCAUUGCACGGCUGAAUCUGAAUGAGGUAGAAAACCAGUGGCAACUAAACCAGCUCAACAAUGCUGCCACCAUCCUGAUCUUCAUCACUGUGGUUAUCAAUAUUUUUAUCACUGCCUUUGGCGCACACAAGACAGGCUUCCUGGCUACCAGGACCUUGAGUAAUCCUGUUUAAUCCCAGCCUAGACCCAGGAGCCAGAUCUGGAAUCAGCCCCUUUUGUCUCUGACCUCCCAGGCUACCAGGCACUUUCCAGGAGAGCUUCAAGGGCCAUGGAGAGGCCUCUGCUUCCUGCCUGCAGCACCCGAAUUAAGCUGUGAUAUUUUACUGGUUGGCAUGAUUUGCAUUUGCCUCUGGAGACGAGUUCAGACUGGACAGCCAGUCUUUUCUCCAGCAGCAGUAGUUCAGUCUGCUAAGGCCGAGUUUGCACAGCCUACACACUCUGGUUCUCAUUCCACUGCACUCUUUCCUGCUGCUCCAGUCCUCACUUUUCCCCUUCUGUAAAAUGGGAAUCUGGCUGUUUA
This is a messenger RNA of Nannospalax galili (Upper Galilee mountains blind mole rat), 905 nucleotides long. RefSeq names its product ninjurin 2 (gene Ninj2). Gene Ontology annotation, cellular component: membrane. The transcript has 4 exons. The record is from RefSeq and is a predicted model, not a curated record. Bases 127 to 558 code for a protein of 143 amino acids. NCBI's taxonomy places the organism in Eukaryota, Metazoa, Chordata, Mammalia, Rodentia, Spalacidae. Gene Ontology annotation, biological process: tissue regeneration; cell adhesion.